AAAUUUUCUCUCUCCAGUCUACUCUAGGUAAUGAAAUCGUGCAUUUGUGCCGAUAAAUACCUAGAACUCCUCUGAACAUCAAGUUGCCAGUUGAAAUCAAAUCAGAUUUGCAUCUAAUUAUAACUUAAAAGGAAUUUUCCGUUUAUAAGUUAUUAAAAUGGCACCACGAGGAGAAAGGAAAGGAUCUUAUGUGUUGUUCGAGAAUGAGCAAUCAGAAAAAGACUUAGAAAAAGUAAUUCAACCAUCAGCUGAAGAUAGAAAACUGGACAUAGUGUGGCCUAAUGUAUUCAUAUUUCUCAUAGCACAUAUCGCCGGCCUCUACGGCUGCUAUCUUUUCCUUGGACAAGUAAAACUUUUGACCUGUGUCUUUGCGGUUGUCGUGUAUAUAAUUGCCGGUUUAGGCAUUACAGCGGGCGUGCAUAGACUCUGGUCUCAUAGAGCAUACAAAGCUCGUUUUCCUUUACGUGUCAUCCUUGCAAUCUUCAACAGUAUGGCAUUUCAGCACCCCGUGCUUAUAUGGGCACGCGAUCACCGAGUCCACCACAAGUACUCAGACACCGAUGCUGAUCCUUACAACGCAACUCGGGGCUUCUUCUUCUCUCAUAUCGGCUGGCUGCUGGUCCGCAAGCAUCCCGAAGUGAAAGCUAAAGGACAGCAAAUCGACCUCAGUGACUUAUAUGCUGAUCCUGUGCUUCGAUACCAGGAAAAAUACUAUAUGCCGCUUAUGUUAGCGACUUGCUUUGUACUUCCUACAUACAUACCCACAUUGUGGGGAGAGACGGCAUGGAAUGCUUUCUUUGUAUGUGCAGUUUUCCGAUUCAUUGUUGGUAUGAAUGUUACGUGGCUAAUAAAUUCUGCAGCCCACAAAUGGGGUUACAGACCUUACAACAAGAAUAUAAACCCUGGUGAUGGUAAGACUUUAGCCCUGAUGGUACUCGGAGAAGGCUACCAUAACUAUCACCACACGUUCCCAUGGGACUACAGAACAGCUGAAUUAGGUGCUCCCCUUAACUUGACCACGAGAUUUAUAAACUUGAUGGCUAAAAUUGGAUGGGCUUAUGACAUGAAAUCAGUAUCGAAGGAGGUCAUAGAGAAACGGAAGAUGAGAACAGGCGACAAUAAUCAUAAAGAAUACGAAAAAGAUAAUUCCAUUAAAACAUAAUACAAACAGUUUUUCUCCAAUUUUAUCAGAAAAUAUUGCAACAGAUCAUAUAAUAAUUUCAAAAAUUUAAAUCUGUAUUUGUCCAGCUUAGUGACUUUAGAGCUCAAGUAAUUCUAAUCAUUAAAUGUCUCUUCAGCUUUGAAUCUUUACAGCACAUAAGUGGCAAUCUUUUCCAACAAUCACGACGUACGCUUUACAUAUCGGAUGCAACGAGUUUAAUGAAAGCCCUAUAUAAUAUAUAAUAAUAUAAUAGCAUCAAUAAAUGAAUUUAUGUCUUUUAUAUAUACAUACUCAAUAUCACUAAUAAAAAUUAUAUCUGAAUAGUACUUGUAAGGUAUGGACGAUAUUUUCCUAUGUAAAGUGUGUUGAUGGUAAUACAGAAAUUUAUAUUCCUACUUAAUAUUUAUGAUAUUUUAAUAUUUUAUUUAUCUUCGUUUGAAUAAUAUAUGACAUUGUUAAAAAAUUAGGGCUUUUGUUAUGAAAACUGCUAAUUAUUAGAUUGAUACAUAGUAAAUAGUCUGUUCAUUAUUCAUAGAAUACUUAUAUGAAAUACGUACAGUAUUUAGUAUCAUUUAGUAGAAUAAAUAUUCAUAAAAGA
Molecule: messenger RNA, 1760 nt
Organism: Galleria mellonella (greater wax moth)
Lineage: Eukaryota; Metazoa; Arthropoda; Insecta; Lepidoptera; Pyralidae
Product: acyl-CoA Delta-9 desaturase-like
Exons: 5
Coding region: 158-1162 (334 amino acids)
Biological process (GO): unsaturated fatty acid biosynthetic process
Cellular component (GO): endoplasmic reticulum membrane
Molecular function (GO): stearoyl-CoA 9-desaturase activity; iron ion binding
Source: RefSeq, a predicted model, not a curated record